Amoebophrya sp. A25 is the source of this 4154-nucleotide messenger RNA. The record is from the annotation of a GenBank genome assembly. Lineage: Eukaryota; Dinophyceae; Syndiniales; Amoebophryaceae.
GAAUUAUUAAAGUCUUUGUCUUAUAGGCAAACUGGAAAGUGAAUCUCGUGUCUCAGGCAAACUGGAAAGUAAAGAGCAAGCGAAAAAAAGAGCAUCAAGAAGGGAUCGAGGACGCAGUACAACUUACUAGUAUAAUCUUCCACUUACUAGUAUCUUCUAGUAUCCAACACUGUGAAGACGGAUGAAGAGCUGUCACUCGUUGACGUCGUAUCGCUGUGCAGCUGUAUCGAUUGUUGGUUUCGCAUAGGCCUCGUAUGACCAAGAAAAAGAGUCGGUGUUUUUUCCGGAUACGCAAGAGAGAGACACGAGCAAAAUGUCGAAAAUUGUUUUCGAAAAUCGGCAUUAGACUAUAUUUUGGAAGCUACAUAGGGUAGUGUUUCUAUCCACGACAUUGUUGCAAAUGAAGCCUGGAAAACUGCCCGAAAAUAGGCUACAUGAUCAAAGCUUACUCUAGUUCUAUGUGAGGGACACACAAUCAUCACUCUGGCAUUCAGAUUAAUAGUUGUAGGUGGAAAAUCAGAACAUGCAUAACCUUUAUGGCCGUGCGCCUGGCCACGGCAAACGCGAGCCCGGCAAGCUGCCGGAGCACAACUAACGAACGCACAACUAUUUCGGCUUCAUUCCAGUGCUACUAGAACUUGCUGUUGUAGAAGUUCACGAAGACGCUGCAGGUGGCGUUCGAUUCAUCGGAGAGGACUGAUCGAGAAUCGAAGCCCGCGAAGUCUUUCCACAACGAAGCCCACAGUAGAAUAAUCAAGUCGCAAGGUUGUACGCACAUUUUUGUGGAGUGGGAAGAAGAGAAGCCACAACAGGCGACCACUAGUUGUACCAGCAACCCUUCUACUUGUUCUUCGCGCAACAACAAGACCUGACGCAAUAUGGCAUCUUUUCGUCCAGAUCGGGUCAUCCUGAAAAGGCAGAAGGAUGAAAGCCGAUAUGAGGCGCUGGUGGACUCGAAUCUAGACCAAAACAGAGUAGAGGCGAAGGCGCAUUGGGAAAAUAAAACCACAGCGACAAUACGUACUGAUAUGUUAAGGAUGCUAGUUGUAGUACUUGUUGCCUCUAUUUCUGCAGUCGUUUUUGUCAAGUAAAUAAUCAACCAUGAUGAUGAUGGUUUAUUCCGUGAAGAUGGCAUCGCGUAAUAGAGAGCAGCUAGCUGAUGACAUGAAAUCUAGAUCCCAAUCACCACAACCACAUCCAGGUACCAAGCGUUUCGAGAGUAAGGUAAAGUCAUUGCUCGCAGAGCAACGAGACGCAGCCACUCAUGAGAGGAGGAAGAAGCUCUCUGCUCUUCUCUACAAAGAGAAAGACAUGUAUGAGGCAGAACUCGCGGAUAUGACGAAGCCAGAUCCUAAAAAAGGCAUGGCAAAGAUGGCCGCUCGAGCUGCGGAAUUGAAAGCCAGGAGGGAGGCGGAAAGGACGAAUUUGGUAGUGUUUUUUUGGCUUGCAGCUAUUGUUGAUGACUCAGUCUCAGAUGUUUCGUCAUGUUUCAGUUCUACAAAAAUAUCAAGACUCAAAGCGGGUAGAACUCGUCAGGGAAAUCUUAGGCAUCUUGCCGAAUUGAUUCAAAUCAUCAUCAAGACAGUCAAGGUCACCCACAUCCACAUCUUCCAACAAACACAGCCACUACAUCACUCCAGGUGCAAGAAAAGCUUUAUCAGCAAUGGCGUGAGGGUAUUGACGAGUUGAGGACACAAGAUGCUAAGCUGUUCGAACUGCAAGUCACAUUCGAACGCGGAAUCCAGAAAGAGGAGAAGGCAGAUGCAGCAGCAACGGAAAGGAGGGAACAGGCGGUAUACCUCCAUUUCGAAUUCUAUGUUAGUGGGUUUGUUACUUGUGAUGCCCAAGAACAUCAUCAUCAAGUUGUGUUGACUUGAAGGUGCUAUACAAAAUUCCAUAGCUGAAUCCUAAACAUGAACAAGGAUGAAGGAAGGAUUUCCAUUUGAUUUCUAUGUAGUUGGUGGAUCUCUUACUUGUCAAGUAGUUUAAAUUAUUUAGAACUCUGGUUACCGGCGAGCGCGAGUUUCCGUCAUUCUUCUACACAUCAACGUGCCAGAUAUACGACGCUCUGUGGCAAGAGGGCUAUCACGCCAAAGUCGAACGUGAAAUUAGGGAGAAGGAGUUGCGGAAGGGUCUCGAGGCCAAGAUGUCAACUACCCUCGCAGAGCAAAUCAAGCUGAAACGAGCAGGGGUAUGAUAACAGUUUUCUUAUAGAGUUUUAGAAGAUCAAGAUAGUACCCUUGUUUCUCACCUGUCUUGCACGAACCUGAUUCAUCAUUUCAUUUCCUUGAUUGUCUUUCCGAACGAAAUUAUUCUCAAAUUCUGCCUCUCACUCUACUUUUUAAACGCCUCUCUCUCACAGGAAGAAGAGGAAGCAGCUAUUUUGGAAAUCGAGCGCGCCGAGAUGCGUAAGCAGUGGGAAAAUGCGGAGCGGGAGGCCACAGAAUUGGUCGAGCGAAAUGCCGCAGUGGCGAAAGAGGAAAGAAAGAAGGUAGACGAGUUCAAACGCAUAGUGGAGGAAGAAAAUUCUAAGCAGAUAGCAAAGGAGAAGCUGAUGGAUAAGCAGUUUGUGUUAUCGGUCUUGAAGAAGGAGAAAGACAUGUUAUGGACAUCAAUGGUGUGGAGGACGAUUAUUGUCUUAGAGUAAGUACGUUGUAAUUUUUGUAUUUGUAAUGGGUCUGGGGGGUCUGGGAGUAGGAGUACAAGUCUCGCAGUGUUCACAGCUCGUCUAGGCUGGGAUAGAUGAUUCCUCAUUUUCUUCAAGUAUGAGAUAGCCUCUUCCAAUACCUGCCGAGAAAGAGGAAGCCGACAAAGCGCACCAGAAGAAAAAGGUGCUCGAGUUCAACGAGAAACUAAAGAUGGACAUGAACCGUACUACUUUAUUCUUGCCUUCUAAAUGCCUUUCUCAAGACCGACAGGAGAAGAAGUUGUAACCAAAUAUGGUAAUGCGCAAGCAAGCAAGGUUAGAAAAACAUUAGCAUUCCUUUAUAACAUGCUAAAGAACGUAAACGAUUGUUCUGAUGGAGGAUCACUAUCUCCACGAAAUCACAGGUAAAGCCGAGAGCGAUGCGGAGCUUGUCCGUCUUCAGAACGAGGAACAGGAGAAGCAGUGGCAGAAGAAGUUUGAACAGUGGGAGAAAGAGGAGUCUGCGCGACGAGCUCUAUUAGAAGACGUCUAUGCUGGUAGGAUGGAACAGAUCAACCUGAAGAACGAGAUCAGAGACAAACAGAAGAACGAGAUUUUGGAAGAAAGAGCAAGGGUGGAAGCUGAGGUACUAGCUUUUGUUGUAUCUUAAUCCAGCACUAAUCUCUUCUUGUCUUUUGUUCAUUUUGUUGUGAGGUUAUAACGACAAUGAAUCAUCAUCAUGCUUUCUCAUAAAUAGGUACAAUCCAACGUAUUGGACCUAUGUAUCUAUGUAUACAUUGUUUUUGUUUCCUGCUCUCUCCCGUCUCCCACCCCUCACUAUCCACUCCCGCCACAGAUCGCACGCCUCGAGGGCAUUGAUCAAGAGCGGGCUAGAGCCGAGGCGAUAUUGAAGAAGCGCCACCAAGAAGAACUCUUCAGACAGAUGGAUUAUCAUCAGGUAAAAAUAAUGGUUGAAGCAUCUUGUGAACAAGAUUUUUCUUGUUGAUUCAUAGGAGGUGUACCACGUGAUUAUAUUCUCUGUUGCUGUUCAGGUUCGGCUUAUGUCAUCCUCAUGACUUUCCUGCUGCACAACAAGUUCUCCUAACCCCUUCCAUCAUGCACCCCUUCCCCCUGCAGGUGACGCGUCACCGUGAGUUGCAACAGCAUAUGAUUGAGCAACGACAAGCCUUGAUCGCCGAAGAGCGCUUCCGACAAGCGAAAGAGGCUGAGAGGGAAAAUUAUGGCUAAAAUCGUAAUUGUUGCACUAAUAUAUCCACAAAUGAUUUUUGACUAUUACUAUUACUAGCUCUCAGUUAGUGGCAACGGCAUGCUUUGCGAUUUCGCGUAUAAUUUACUACCGGCUGACCAACUACUACUAGCACCUGCUCAAGUGCUUUUCUUCCUACCCCUACUCUUCUUCUAAGAAAAGCAGGACCUCGUCAAGCGUCAGAUCGAGGAGCAUCAGCAAGCGGCAAUUCGCAAGCGAGAGGCAGAGAAGGAAGCGCGAAAGGCACCAUGGGAAAAGUAG